AUGAAAGUCGAGCUCGUCGCGUUGGGAGUUGUGUCUAUUGCCUCUGGUGUCUAUGGUUGGGGUGCAAGCGGGCAUCAGACCGUCGGUUAUGUCGCGAUGCAGUUCCUCUCUCCAAAAGCUCUAGAGUUCGUGCAGACGUCGUUGGGGUCGACGUACUCGCAUUCUCUUGGGCCUGCUGCAACUUGGGCGGACGAGGUCAGAUCACAAGCCGCAUAUACAUGGUCCUCCGUCCUUCAUUACGUCGACGCCGAAGACGACGCGCCCGACUCCUGCUCCGUCGACGAGUCGAGAGAUUGUGCUGACGGCAGAUGCAUUCUAACCGCCAUCGCGAAUUACACCUCUCGCGUCGUCGAUACUUCUCUCUCAGAUACCGAGCGCCAAGAGGCGCUCAAGUUCUUAGAUCAUUUUGUUGGCGACAUUGGACAACCUCUCCACGUCGAAGCGCGCGCCGUGGGCGGAAACACGAUCAGCGUGCAGUGCAACGGCGCUACCACCAAUCUUCACGCGCUUUGGGACUCGGGCAUGAUCAACAGGCUCCUCCCAGGAACUUAUAACAGCUCAGCGACCAACUGGGCCAACACUUUGGUGAACCGCAUCAAGUCUGGAUCAUACUCGUCCCUUGCGGAGUCUUGGAUCUCCUGUUCCUCCACGACGGAGCCUGCCAGGCGAAGCGUUGAGGGCGAUAUCCUCGCGCUGCUGCAUCCUCGUGCAGAUGGCACGCUUGUGUGCCCGCUCGUCUGGGCUAGAGACUCGAAUUCAUUGGAUUGCUCCACUGUCUUCGAUUACACUAUUGGCGAAGACCUCUGCACUUCGAGUUACUACACCAGGAACAUCCCUCUUAUUGAAACCCAGAUCGCCAAACAGGGCUUCAGGCUGGCAGCAUGGCUGAACGUCUUGUUCGACGGGGCGACCAAUCUCCCCUAA
Cyclocybe aegerita is the source of this 924-nucleotide messenger RNA. The record is from the annotation of a GenBank genome assembly. Lineage: Eukaryota; Fungi; Basidiomycota; Agaricomycetes; Agaricales; Hemipholiotaceae.